CUCCCUCCUAAACACUCCAAACAGCCAGAGCCGCAAGAAGAGAAGUGAAAGAGGAGUUUGAGAAUCAACAGGCAGUCUGACCAAUUCGUUUCUUUCUGUGCUGUACACUCAAACUUUUGGAAAGUCUACCAAGAAUGGAAGCAUCUGCAGUGACUUUACAAUCACGACAACUCACUGUCAUGUGGAAGUACUUCAGUCGACUCUUGUUGUUGAUGCACUGAACAUGGCAAGUCUCUUAGCACGAAGCCCAGGGAGACUGUCGAGAGAGGAUUAUGCGGACCAAAUAUGAAAAAAACUUUUUGAGUGACUGAGGAGAAACUCCUGCAAAGAUGGUAAAGUGAAAUCUAAGUUUUACUCCUGUUCUGUUUUUGUCUGUUGUUACCUUUUGGUUUAGGUGUAUUGUUGCUCCACUGACCCAGUAACUGAGAGCUCAGUCUCAGCCUUGAGGGUUGAGGGUUGGACAAGUGACUUUGUUUUGUCUCUGUAGCUUUGCCAGGCAUGUGUGACUGAAGUUUUAUGAGCCUCAAACGAUGAAAAACAAAGAGUAUUCCAGUGCUUUUAGCUGCAUUUUUCUCAUGCAAGUUGCUUUAUCUUCUUUUUAUGAAACUUUAUUUUUGAGACAAAGGCAACACAGAGUUAAUGUUACUGCACUCAAACCCUUUGUGUUAUCCUGAGCACAGUUGGUGGGACUGUUCUACAUCAACAGCCUUAAAAGCAUCCCAAGCCUCUUGAAGUGUUUGUAUUAACAAAGAAGGACAGACAUCGCAGGUCAUGUUGUCUUUUGUUUUGCAUUUCAGUUCUUAUAUUAGGGCUUGAUUGAUGCAGAAAGAGCAGGAACAUUAUUGAGAGGAGAGUGUUUUGUUGUUUAUAUUAAUUGAGUACUUUGCAUGUAUGCAUAAUGGAAUUCCGCUGUUCAGGCUUUGGCAGUUUUAAAGACUCCAACAAGAGGGCUUUUUACGAUGACAGAGGACCAGACUAAUUCUGGUUACAGCCGGAGCUAAUUAAUGACAUUGAAUGUGUCAUAAAAUGCGAAGAUGUCAAACUUUUACAAGUGCUGGAAGCAAGGGUGUCUUUCUCUGAACUUUUACUCCACUUACAAUAUACUUGUAAAAUGCAUGGUAAAUACCCUGCCUGUACUCUCGAGCAUUUGAUAAAGUGCUCAUUUGAUGACAGCCGGAAUUCACACAGUUGUCAUGGUAUUCAGUAUUUUGUUUACCAAGUGUAUCUUUUGUCUUUUUAUGGAAAGCAGGUAGACCCUUAACAUCUUCCCAGGCGUGCCAGAAUAAUUUACAGACAGCGGGAAGGAUGUUUAAAGAAGUCCAGACAUGGCCACCAGUGGACUUUGUCCUCCCUCGCAGCACUUGUUUGACCAGCUUUUACAGCCCCAGAUGUUUGUUUAACUUAUUACAAGACUGAUGUUGUUUUCCCUGACCACCCUCCAACUUCCAGUCAGGAGCCUACAGAGCCUGAAUUAUUAGAUUACUGCGCCAUGUGUGACCAAAUGUGUCUAUCUUAAGUAAACACUCAGCAUUAUACAAAACCCAGAGCCUUUAGUUACUGGUGUUCAAUCUGUUUGCAUUUAGUUACUGUGUGACAAGUACAGCACAGAGUCAUUCAUUCACAGGGAAGGUCAAGAGCUUUCAUCUUGAGGCCUUUGUGAAGCAGCUGCCUUGGUUUGUUGUACUGUAAGCAUGGCAGUCUGGUGCAGUGCUGGUAUGUUUUUCCAGUUUGUGCUUGUUGCAGUUUUCAAAGUGCAUUUGCAUAAACUUUUACUGAGUACAAGAUAAUGCAAAUCAUCAAAGUAUGAUUGAGACUUGCUGUCGGGUUUUGGGUGCAGUCCCCCAUGUCUUUCCUCUGCGAUCCAUCACAAACUAUAAAGACAGUAAUAAGCAGGUUUGUUCAAGAGGGACAGGCAAACAGCAGUAAAUUUAGCCUUUACAAGGCAAAACAUGCUUUUAGACUUUUUUCGAUUCGUCACAAGGAGAAUUUAUUGCUUUUUAGGGGGCAGAGCAGCAAAAUAAUUUUCAACAUGAAGCAUAAAAACAAGCAAUAUAAGCAUUUUAUUACUGUGCUGUUAGAUGCUGUUAAAUGUUCAAAAUUGACUCUUUGCUCUGAAUUAAAGGCUGGUAGAAAUAUCGAGCUCCUUAGCUGCUGACUUAAUGGUACUAAAGUGGAGGCAGUAGAGCAAGUGCAGCUCUUGAGACCAAGACAAAUGGCCCCAAGAGCAAGGGAUCAAGUUUAUGUGUCAUGUGGUAUGGUAUGGUAUCUUAAUGACUUAAUUAUUAAAGACCCUAAAAACUGCAGACAGUUCUUAACAAAGAGCUGUCUGUCACAGGAAGCAUCAUGUAUGGUGAACAGGUGGUGGCGUAAAUGAGGAUUCUGACAGGGUGAACAGAAUACCAUUUUAUCCCACUUAUAUUCAGGCUACCCAUGGCAGACAUCUAGAAGUUUAUACAAAAUACUGAUUUGAAUAAAUUUAUUGAUGUAAAGAUUUUUUAUCUAUUCAGCCAAAAAAGUAGUCCCUCCUCCAACUCUGUGGUGCUUUGACCGCAGCUGAUACUCAUCAGCCUCUUUGCCCUGCUCUGUUGUCAUUCAGUUCUUCUUCUUCCAGGAGUUUUGCAGUUGACACAUCUGUCUUUUCAUCAACGGUAACAUUUAAGGUUUAAGUUACUGUAUCUGUUGGACACACUAUUUUAAAGCCUCUGAAAUUUCAACUGACUGACUUUGCAGGUCCUGGCUUUAAGGGGUCACAUCUGUGUCUCCCUCUCUUUAACAGCCAUGGGAGCGUCAUCAGCAGCUCCUUCCUUUGCCUGCAGCAAGUCAACACAUUUUUACAAUACCAGUGCCUGUGCUCUCUUUUCACAGACAAAAAAUGACUUCCUUCCCACUACUCCAAUUGCUGUGAUUUUGCCAAAUUUCUACGCAGAGAGGCUGGGAAAAUCCAUACAAUAAUCCAAAGUGAUUUACAGAGAAAAUAUGGAUAAUCACAAACAUCUGCAUUGUGGAUCUUUAUUAACUUACAUCCUUUUUUUUUGCAACAGUCAGCAAGUCAAAGUUCUUAAAACUGUCAUGAAGCUGUGAGACAUAUUUUCAGUGUGUUUAUUAUCUCUGUUUCACAAAAGUGGGUCAAAUUCAACAGAGCCUGUCCAGUGUAUUUUCAAAACAGAGUCACUGCCAAAAGUUGGAGGGGAAACGUCUGUGCAGCUAUAGGCAGUCUGGGAGUCCUUUUUUCAGCAACCAUUGUUUCCAGGAACAUAGCUACUGUAAUGUUGUCGUUUCCUACCCAGACUGUGUUGGAAAGAUACUGGUCUCCAGACUCAAGAUAAGUCUUUACAUGCUUGAAAUCAGACUUGUUGAAUAACUUUAAUCAAACUGGUUUGGCAGAGCAUGAUGUGACAACUAUGUCACAUCAUGUGACUCUAUUUUCAAACUUAGUUUGCUGUGCAACUGGUUUGAAAAACUCAAGGCUCUAUUUUCCAUCCUUGACUUGUGUUUUUCCUAAUGUGGAGGAUAUCCUGAAUGGAUUUUGAGAAAACUUUGCACAGCUCUAGGUUGAGAGCAGCACAUGUCAUUGUUUAAAACACACCUCAGGAAAGUAUUCACUGCUAAUCCCAUGUGCUGGGGCUAAAUGGAUCAAACUUUUAUGUAUGUUAGUGAUCUGUUGUAUUUUUGGGCGGUUUUGUUCUUAGGGUGAACUUUAAGGGAGAUAUUACAUAUUGAAAAACUCCUCAAGAAGUGAACUUUUUGAAACUUAUUCCUGCCAUAAGUCGAAAUGUCAGCUUAGAUCUAUUUGGUUUUGUUCAGUCAUGUUAAAUGGGAGCAGCUUUUGAACCAAGUCCCAGGAAAGAGUUAACUCAGGUCUUUGAAAUUUCUGUAAAAGCCACAGUAGUGCCUUUUUAACUCCACACCUAUCCUGAGGUAGUGUUUACAAAAUACAUCAAACCGGCAUGAUAAGAAGCGAGACAAUCAGUCUUUUUAUUGAACGCAUCUACGGUUGAGAGAUCCAUGGCACCCAGGCAUCAAUUCAGAGAACAGGUUUUGAGAGUAACACUUCAGGACAUGUAAUCUGUGGGGCUGUGAGUCAGGGUUUCUGUUUUCAAAAAAAAGAUGACAGCAGAGAUUCAUACCUGUUCACACACUUGGUCGAUUGUUCUCCACAAUCCUAAAAGAUGAGUGUUGCAGAAUAACCAUCCGCUCUUGAUAAUUGACCGUAUCUCUCUUUUCCUCUCUUUGUAUCUUUCUUUCUCAUAUAUGCUUUGAGUAAUUGUGCUCUGCAGAGAAAAGAGAAAGAAAGAAGAUAACAGGCAUUGUUACGGAAGCGUAAGAGCUUUAUUCCUCUUUAGGGGAUAAAUUCAUAGAGCAGACUUUGCUGACGAUUAUUCUGUUAAGCAGUUUUUGUUUAUUCCUGUUUCAACUGACCAGAAGUGCCAUUUGCUUCUUUUCAUUGUAAAAGCAAGUUUGUUAUUGAGUAAGGAAGACACAAGGCUGUAAAAAAGGUGAAAUAAAAGCAUCCAAACUCAUGUUUUUUGUGCAAUCUCUCCACUAAAGCUUGAUCACAGACAAAAAAAUCACUCCCUUAACCCAGAAUAAUUCAUCCUAAAUUAUCACGGGUUGGGUGUAUUGUUACAUCCCUAUUGUAUCUUGCAGGAUAUGAGAACAAUGGCCAAAUGAGACACCUAAAACAUGACGUAUUCACUUUAAGCAGACAUCUUAGCUUUAAGCUGCAAAACGGAUGUGUGAAUAAGUGAAUGAAUAAGGAAAUUCUGCCAGAUUGAAGCUUUGCAAACACACACCCUGUUUACUCCUGGCAGUAGUGACUCUUUGAAUGAUGUAGCAGUUGGGUCUUUUCAUCGAAUAUAAGGAUUGGAAAUGGCUUAACUGAAUGGAGAGCCCUUCUGCUGAGUUUAACAAGAGUGGAUCAAACACAAAGGAAGCACUGUCUUGCUGCCAAACAGGAGACACUGAAUGAUAAAAGAGGAAAUAAAAGUGCCAUGGGAUGAGUAUUAACCGAGAUACUGGUGUCUUUUUCAUGAGCAUGUCAUUACUUUGAGACCCUCUUGUUUUCAUGUUUGUGUGAAACCCAUUUUGUUGUUCUGAAUGAAUUAAAAAAGGGAAAAUUCUUUAACUACAUAGCUCACUUGAUGUUUGGGGGGGGGGGGGGGGUAUUUUCUCCUUAGGGGGGCAUUUCCCAUCAGCCCUCUGUGUCAGCACUGAGACUGUUGAUGUGUCAUCUUUGAACAUUGCACAUUUUUGCAUUUCUGCAGGCCUGUACAUGCAGCAGUCAGGUUUUCAUCAGCAUUUACUGGCAGCUCUUGACUGAACUGUCACUUCUGCUCAGGUUCUGGCUUUAGAGGUAUACAGACAAAUGUUAGUUUCUUUGAGAAAAUGUCAUGACCCGUAGAAAAACACACCAACGAAUCCAUUCAGCAUGUCCCGUCACGAGCUCUGUCCAUCUAGUUAAUCUCUUCAUGAUGACAUCCUGGUCAGCUUUACUGGCCUUAAUCUUUUUAGGCCUUUGUGGCUGAUGACACACACACACACUGUGCUUUACACACCUUGACAAGUUGUUUAUACUUUGGCCAAAAUCUCGGUCCUGCCUUCUUUGGCCAAAGCUCGAGGCAAUACAGAGAAACCUGCAAUUAUCUGCUUAAAACUCCAAACUCAAAAGUCUCCCGGGGGGCCAAGACAAGACAAAAAGAGAGUCAGCCUUCAUAACAAAUGUCUGUUGUCCGGCCUAGCAUGCCAGUUCAGGUCAAACAAUGAUCUUUGUCACAGAUUUGAGAUAUUUCUAGGGUUAAACCGCAGGCAGAGGGCAGAGAGGGAAUCCCCUUGUGUUGAAUGUUUGGAGGAGGCGGCAGAGGAAUGUGGUCGUCAGCUGGACGUCUCUGCAUGCCAAGACAAAGAUUCAGGGUUUAACUUUGAUUGAAUUCUCCUCAGUGGUUUCAUUUAUAGUUAAAAAGAAGUGGCAGCUCUGUUUCUGUCAUCAUGAGUAAAACGUAGUAAACUACUGCACACUGAUAUUUGGUAAGAAACACCAAAUAUCAGUCUUCAGAACAAUGAUGGUGAGUUAAAGUGUCUGGAUGCUCAUAUAUAACAACAAAUAUUGGAUCAUCAGUAGUUUGUGCAAUGGGAGGCUUUUACAAACACAAAGACUGUGUGCUUUUGAAGGGGGUUUCUGCUGUUUGACCACAAACAUGGAGGAUCUCUUUGGAUGUGGGCAUAUACAUUUAUAAAGGCCAACAACCAAUCAGAUUUACGUAGCAUGUGACGUAGUGCAUAGCCACAGAAAUGUAAACAGAGAGCAGCAUACAGGAGGAAAUUACACAUCUCUCUUACUAAUAAAUAAUGAAUUUGCAGUUAUUUGACCUUGUUCCAGAAAAAAUACAUCAUGCAGUUUAUAUAAAAAUGGCAAACAAACAAAUUCAGCAGACCUUUCAGUGGCAGAAGUGGGCAUCAUAUGAAUACACUGAAGUAUCAUUCCUGCCAUGUCAUUGUAAGUAAAGGACUGUGAGUGGUUCAGUUUCUCUGCACAGAGGGGAAAUCGUGUGGAAAGACAGGGGUUCAAGACUCAUACCAGCAGAAAUGAAUAUAAGUUGGCUGAUGGGUCAGGUGAUCAUUUUCACCUGUAAGCUUGAAACAUUGGUGAAGUAAUAAUCCGCAAAAACUUGUGUGAAAUAGGUGUGGGUUUUUACCAUAGACUGUAUAUAGAUUGGACGCCGUCUGCCUCCUCAAUGGGUGAAACCAUCCUGAGAACAGCACCCUCUGGUGACGGGCUGCAGUAUAGGUCAUAAAUCCCGCCUCCACCAGCCAUCCUUAUGGAGCUGCAGACAAACUUUAGAAAUUUAUUACACAGAAUUUAAACUUUUCCCCCCCUUGCUUGCGAUGUUGACAUGUAGUUGUAAGACUGGUUUGUGCUCACAGUGACUCGGCAACUCUCCCGCCGAAUUCGUACAACGCUACUGCGCAAUGUUGGUUUCAGUACGUGGAGAAAAAAACGUGAAAAUACAGAGAGCUAUUUGGUUUCAAAUCCGUACACUGGCAGAAGGUAGAACCAAGUUGUCCAUAGUAUACACAGUCUAUGAUUUCUACAUGUUUGCAGACUAAUUAGUUUAAACUAAACAGGUUUAACGUCCUCUAGAUACUCUAACACAGUGGUUCUUAACCUUGUUUGAGGUACCGAACCCAGCAGUUUCAUAUGCACUUUCACCGAACCCUUCUCGAAUUUACAUAAUGAGUCAGGUGUGUCUUGACCUCCGUGGCAGAGGCUCCGCCGAACCCCUGAGACUGACUCACCAAACCCCUAGGGUUCGAUAGAACCCUGGUUAAGAACCACUGCUCUAACAACAACCGGCUGAAGUACGCUGCAGUUCUAGAAAAUAAGCUCUUUGCACUGAACGUUUCAAGCAAUUUAGUUGGACAAAAAGUGUAAAAACAUCCACAAUGAGACAUUUUUGUUCGUGUUAUUAAUGCACCAACUUCAGGAACUAAAUCUUGAUAUGUCCGCUUGUGAGGAUAUCACACCCUCUUUUAAAGCAAUAGGAUGUGAGUUGAGCUUAUUUAUUUUUCGAUUUGCACUCUACCAGAUCCAAAACUGCUUCCUUGCUAAACUGUGCAGCUUGGCAGUAUUUUGCAGGUUUCUAACUGUAUAUAGGUAAAGGGGUUAUCAUACUAUUAUUAUGAGUAUGAUUAUGAAGCAGAUACCGCUCAAAACACAAUCUCUUUUCUCAGAAGACUGGACACUGAGGCUUUAACAGUUCGGCCCUGUUUGGCAUGUUAUCUGGCGGUUUGUCAGAGCUAAUGAAACCCAGAGGAACUCACAACAUCAACAGCUACCCUCCUUACCCUCUGUUCAUUUGGCUGACUGAUCUGUUUGAGCCAGGUCCAGCUGAGCUGUGCUUAGUAAAAUCUCAAGAGGCUCCCACUCACAUGAAUAUCACCGAACAAACCUCCCACAGAGACAGGUUAAAGUCAGGGCAGAGGGAAACGUCUCACACUUCUUUGUUUUGAGAGGUUUAUUCAGGAAUGACGAUUUAAUAUAUUAGCCAAAGUGUUAACAAUAAGAGGUCUAGAUUUCCUAUUAAGUUCCUAUUGGAUUGACUUGAAGAUUUACUAAAGCACCGAUGCUUAACAACACUCACUCGAACAACACUAUCACUGUUUACUGAAUGUUUCAUGCCAGUACUGUAACCACAGAGUUGUUUUUGUACCAAAUAGGACCUCUGGAUUGUCGCUAGCUCUAAGAGAUACAGUAGAAGUCAGAGUUGAAUAGCUGCAGUCAGCCUAAAACAGCUGUGAUGCAUUACCACACAAGAUCCUGCCUCUGAGGUAUUCUGCUCUCCAUUUCCUAAUCUGUUGAGACAGAUGUGCACAAUCAGAGAAAGAAAGAAUUCUUUUCCAGUGAAGACAUUCAGUGUCUACAUGAGAUAUAAAGACUGUGAAUAUCUGUUCAAAUAUUGAUCCUGAUUAACAUCCAACAUUCCACGUUUACUGUCGUGAUGAAUGUUAGCUUCAUGCUAAGACAUUUCAGAUACUUUAUUUGAACUAAAUCAUUUGUAUCCAAAAGAACAAUGCCAGGUUCAAACUAGACUCAAUUGUUUGAAUCAUAGUUAAAUGGUAAAAGCUGCAGACAAUGAUUCAUGAAGAAACUUUUCAACCUCUGCUCCUGAUCUUUCCAACAUUUGUUGCUAGUGCCAACACAAGCAUCCUUUUAGCUCAACAGGCAGCGCAGUCCCAGAGCUAACCAGAGUGAGGUCUUUGAAGCUGCUGGACUUGUGUUUAUCCAGGGCACGUCCUUGGUCCUUGUUAGGCCAUCAAGCUAAAUGAGGAGGGGGCUAAAAACAGAGUCUUUUGUGGGGAAAGGGAGAUUAACACAGCAGGCCACUGUGAACUAGUUUUAUGAAUAGCACGCCUGCUGUGGUUAGUGGCUAAGACCUGCUCCGGUCCAAAAUAGAUUUCAAGUCACUUUCUUUUGCAAAUCAUUUUUUUGUUUACAAGUACAGAAAUAAAUUCAUUUAACAGGAGGUGUACUGUGUGUGUCUGAAAGAACAAAAUUGUAUUUUUCAAUCUGCUCUGUAGGUGCUUAAUGACAAAUAUUAUUGCUGAUCAUUAAAUAAAUUACUCUGCACUUCUGCCUGACACACACUGUAAUUUGGUCUCCACAGAAAGCAACUUUGUUUUUAUCUAUAAGGGAUUAACCCUUUAACAAAGAUACACACUUUCUCUUGAUGUUCAAUUUUAAAUUUAAAUACUGUGAAUUAAAAUAACAGGAAAACAUGGCAAACAGGCAUGUGUUUCAUCUUUUAUUAAACCAUUUUAAUGUACUUACAUGUUGAUUUUUAGUUGGUUUGGAAAUUUUCUUUGACACCAAACAGGCAGGCAAACACAGAAAAAAAAAACAGUUUUAUGUUUGAUAGUUGAUUUAUUCAUAUCUUACCAAACCCAUGCCCUUUGUUCAUCUAAAUAAACAUUUGUGUCCUGGUGAGCGUCACUCAAAGCUUAUAUGUUCUAAGGAUACCCAGUGCAGACAUCUUUUUGUGCACGACCCUGAGUGUUGCUCUUGACAGAACAUCAUGUUGUUUGAUACAGACGCAUCACAAUUGACACUUUUGAUCAAUCCGCUCAUGUUUCUUUCUUUCUUUGCUUCAUCGUCUCACUUUGAAUGAGAUCAGACACUGACCCUGGCUUGCUACAAGUGCACUAUUUCAAUGAAGCAUUCCCUGGCCAGACAUGAAAGAGGUUGCAGGACGGACUUAAUCAUCUCAAGAUAAAGUAAAAGAAAACUCUGAAGGAACCCCAACAACAAUCCUCUCUUGAUCCCCUAAACAUGACAGGUUUAGAUUUACCUCAAAGCCCAGUAUCAAAAGCACAGAUUUGUACAUCAUGCAAAGAUUUUGAUGCUUUCAAUUUUAUUUUCUUGCAGGUUUUAUGUCUUACAGAUGUUUCUUCCUGUUAUAUAAAGCAUUCGCUACCUUUUCUUUGUUCUCCUUCUUGACACCAAAACCUCUCUGAUGGUUCCAAACAAACACAGCCAGAGCGGAGAGGCCAAAAAUUCUCUUGUGUUGUGGUUUUGCAGUUGUGGAGUAUUUGUUCUAAAAAAUUCUCUUCUAUACAGAUCACGUUCAAGUAAAUCAGUGUGAGAGGUAGUCAAGUUGCAAAUGGUUCACAUUUCACACUCAGGUCAGGGCACUGUUUACCCACACAGCUGUGAGCCAAAAUUUGCACAGGCCAGGUCACCAAAAGCAGGUUGACUGUAGCUAGAGCAUAGUAAGAUGAAUAAAAAGUUUAGCUAUCAGGGGUAAAAAAUUAAAAAGUAAACUUUACAGAAACAUUCUGAGGGCAAGUGGUUUGAAAUCUUUGGUACAUUUAUAAUGAAGUUUGGGUCCACUUGUUUGAGUGAUAUUUAAUUUAGUCUUUUUUCCCCUCCUCUAACUGUGGCCAACUUUCCCCACUCACUUCAGAUUGCUGGCAGGUUGUCUUACCUUGCUGCGGCAUAUUCAUAUUUCCUGUUAAAUAAAAUUAAUGUUGCUAGAAAUUACAGAAGCCAUUAAAAAUCCAUCCAAUGAAGUUUUGGACUGUAUCCAACGCUAUGAAAAAGCGGCAAUACUAGGACUUUAUUUUAAAGGCUGCUGCUUCAUUUAAACAGUCUGGUAUAGAAGAUUUAUUUUGCUUUUAUUACGUAUUUUACUGUUCACAAAUGCCUUUGUUUAAAGGUCAGAACAUUUUUUAUUCAAACAGACGGUGAUUAUACCACUCCUGUAUUCAUGCUGCCACAGUGGUGCUCUGUUAACUUCCUAUUACACACAGAGUAGCUGGAUGCGUAGUGGUUUUUGAUUUAGUAAUCCUAAUCAGAAUUUAAAUUUAAAUGUCAGUUUGGGGUUUUUAACGAGAUUAUGUGGCUGUAAAACACAAGAAUGUGAAAAAGUAGGUCAAAAUUACAGAAGUCAUUAAAAAAGUGACUGGACAUGCAGUAUUUUCCCUUUUAGGAGAAUAUUUUCCAUUAUUCUGUUAGAAAGCACAAUGCUUUGUACUUGAUAUAUUCUUAUUUUAUACAUUUUGCUAUAACUGGUACUCCAUCGCUUCUUGCUCUCCUCAGAAUCCAGAAUCUCUGGACUCGUCCAUCCAGAGCGCCCUCUCGGCCCUCUUCCCACCUUUUGAUGCCACAGCGCCUAUUGUCCUCAGCCAGCUGUUUCGCACCAUUGAUGAACGUUUCCACGGUGAUGCUUUACAGUGCCUGCUGGACUUCCUCAUCCCCUCCAAACACUUGCUGGAAAGUGUCCAACAGGCAGCAUGUGUGAGUACCUGUUCUUUAAAAGCUUACAUCUGCAUUAUCCGUCUUACUCACCUGUGAACUCAUCUUUGGAGACUCCAGUAGUUGGUGGUAAUACUGGGGACUGUCAGAUAUACAGCAUAAAGUCCACUCUGUACACUCUAAUAAAGAAAAAAUUGGUUUAAAUCACUCUUUGCAUGAGCUUAUCUGCGAUAGUUCAUCUUAGGAAUCAUAUUUUCUCUCUGAGUCAUAUCUCUGAGUGUUAUAUCAUACACAGACUUUUCAAAUUAAGUGAGAAAUAUUACCAUUGCUGAAGACCACGGAGGAUACAUCUUCACGCUUACUGAGGAGAAAAUGAUCAAAACCGCACCCUCUCAUCAUCAUCCUUGAAGCUAUGGUCUCUUGUUUCCUCUAAGUUCCAAACUAAACCCCACCCAAUUCCCCCAAGAGACCCCUUCCUUACUUCACUGACAAGCACAACAGCACUCACCCUGCAUAUAAAAGCAGAUAAACCACGUUUGAUUCAAACCCUCAUAUCCUCAAAGACCAUCAAAUUGAAAUUCUUUUUUGUUUAGUUUUUUGCCUUUCUUCUUUUUUUCAGCAAAUAUAAUGUCAUUGUUGUGUUAUAAAUCUCUUUUUGACUUCCAGCAGCACACUAAUUAUGUUCUUCACUUGCAUUAUUAUCACAUUUUUGCACGGUAAAAAAAUAAUCAUGGGAAAGACAAAAAGUAGGAAAUCUCUAUUAUCAUAUUUAGCCUUUUUCUUUCUUUUAACCUUUAUCACUUUUUAGAUUUUUCUUAUUUAUCAAAGUAACAAAGAUAUAUUUUAAAGGACAUCCAUGAGUGUACCUCAGCUUUGUACUGCAGUACUUACACUAAUUUGGCACGCAAUGAAAGGACAGAACUGCCAAAUGUUCCAAAAUAAAGUGAAUAUUUGUUAAAUUUGCCACUCACAAUGUGACUCCCUGACUCCAUGGCAACAAUUAUUUCCUCUGUACAUAAUCCAAGACAAUAAUUCACAUGGAAACACAGAAACUAUACAUUAAAAAAUGGCGGCAUAAAAAGCUUCACUUUGUCUAAAUGGACAGAACUUCCCAUUAAACUAAUUAUCUUCAGGACAGUCGGGCUGGGAAGCUCAAAUUCUGUUCGUUUGUGGUAUUCCCUCGUAAUAUAAGUCAUAGACACCUGUACAAUUUCUUAUAAUUUCUAGGAUUAAUUAACAACUGAAAUGAAUUUAGGUAGUGAAAACCUGAGGGUAAAUCAAGCCAUACCCAUCGUUGAAAAUAAAGAAUCCAAAAAGAAAUAACAGCAACUGCUCAUGUUGGCAUUGUACUGUACUGCUUUAAGGCUCAUAAUACCAUAAACUGACUCUUUUCUCAUACUGCUGUUUAUUGAUAUCAAGAUGUAUUCGCCAAAAGUGGAUUUAGCACUAGUUAACUAACGGGAACUAAUGUAUUCCAGAUCCAAACCCAACAUGUUUAUUGUUGUUUUAAAUAUAAGAAAAAUUCAAUAUGUCCUAAUUGGUUGGUAGCCGUGUAUUGUCUUUUCAGUUACCAAAAAAUCAAGAGGAAGUGAAGGUGUUUGUAUUUUUCACCCCUCUUAACCAAAAGUUUAUCAUAAUGAUAACAUUUUAGCUUCAGACCCUGAGAUUGACAUGAGAGUAGGAUAUUUUUGACUGUGACUGUCUGUGACACAAACAAAGAUAAUGUCAUGAAUCUGAAACUGAGCUCUUGUUGUUCCAGGCUGGAUACUCAGACGUAGUUUUCCGUUGUGAAGGCUGGCCUCUGUGUCUCCGUGACAAAACCGUCGUUCAGCUGGCACCUGUGAACCCUUUGCUGCUACGCCCUGGAGACUUCUAUCUACAGGUGGAGCCUUUCGGGGACCAAGCAGCUCGCAUUGUCCUCAAAAGCCUUCUGGAGGAGGGCUGUCGAGAAGUGGAGGAGACCCCCAUCCCUGAGACUUCUUAUCCAUGUAUCUUCACAGAGGAGUGGCUACAGGAUAUCAAUGAAGGACGGCAUGGGACUCCUCUGUCACGCUGCUUACUUUGCACAGAUCAAGGAGUCAUCAAGCUACCCUGGGCUCAAAUUGCCAUCCCGGAGUUUUUAGAUAAGCCAAAAGUAAUGCACUCGUACAGGGAAGCCCCUCCAGAACCAAAACAGACUUCAGGCCCCUCUCACUUUAACUCCUCCACUCUCCCAGUGGAGGCAAUAUUUCUUCCUUCAAAGGACAGGAUGGCCGCCUCUUUGAGACCUCCAGACUCUUCCAAGCUUGUCAAAAUGGUCCACGCGAGACGACUCCCAAAGUCAUGCGCCAAGCCUUUAAUCAAACCGGUGGGUUGGGUUUCUCCAAACACCUGGGACAGACCCAGCUAUCAAGAGAUUGAGGGUGACUACGUAGACCUGGUGGAUGUUGCAAAAGAAAAGGACCAACCAAAUCCACCCAAUUCAGUUUCAUUCAAACCCGUCAGAUCUCCUCCACCCGUACCUCUUGGGAAUUCUUGUGGACGUACAUUGCAGUUUGCAGAGGAGCCUUGCACACCAUGCAGCCAGAGAAAGCUGGGGCAUGAGGACUCUGAUGAAGAGCUGAAGUGUCGGUACAGAGACUCGUAUGUAGCAGCACUGAGAAACCCCGUCCCUUUUGAGAGAGGGAGCGCAGAACUCCUGGCUGCCCUGGAGGAAGCCAGCAUUUGUGAAGAGGUAGAGUUAAGAUCCAAGGGUGCAUUUGAUGCACAAAAACCUGGAAUCCUUUGUAACCACUGUAAUAAACCUAGGAUGAGUAAUGAGCCCUGCCAGUAUAGACACAGCGGAGAACCUGUAGCACCCAAAGACCCUCCAAGUUUUGAACCAGAAAACCUUAUGAAGGAACCGCCCCUGGUCUUAAAAUCAACCCCUGGUUUGAGCUACAGUCAAAAAGUUCAGAUGAAACUUAUUUCCCAGCAUCCUGGACACAAUGCUCCUGUUCUUCCAGGAUCUGAGGGGGGCCUUAGAAACUGUCAUGGUGACAUCAAACCACAUCAAAGCGCAGAGAUGGCAAAGCCUUCAGGGAAGCACAAAGUUAAGGUCAGGUCACUGUCCACUGUCUCUGAAACCUCCAAAGGGAGUCCACCUCUCUACAAGCUCAACAACAGGAGCCACAGUGAUAUCUGCCCUGAAACAAUCAGCAGCAUUAUACACUGUAAGAAAGGGGAGCUAUUGGAUCAGGUGACUCAGAAGCUGGAGAGGAGGAAGUCACCUAAAAAAGGUAAGCAAGCAGACAAGUUAAGGCUGAUCUUAUUUGAUAAAACUCUUGCUUCGUCCUUUUGUUCUCUUUGAAUCCCACCCACACACAAAGUAUUGUUUUUACUGCACACACAGCCAUCUAUCAUGAUCCGUUGCUCAACGCUUCAAGGGCCACUAAACUUUCAUGUCAGACAGACUGAUUGAAACUCGACCGUGACCUCGCGUGCUUGAGGGAAUGUGCUCCACAGAGGGUCACAGUUCAUAAAGGCUCCUUAGAAAGAGGGUUCAAAGUUCACAGUCCAGGCUUGGGUAUGAUCUUCCUCAAGGGAUUCUCCCACUGCUGUCCAAGUCUCCUUGCAAGUUAUCCCCUUAACCUAGGGAGUGAACGGAAAUAGCAGGCUGCGCCCAAAAGAAAGGAAGAGCCUGAACCACAUUGGGUUAUAAGGAAGGGCAACAUUUUUGUAAUAUUAAGAAUCAGAAUAACAUGCAAGAAGGAAGUUUCUGCGUCCUCUGCAGUCACUGGCAUGCACCCUCAUGCCCUCAGAGGGGCAUGUGGAGAUUUCAACUGGAGACAUGCUUGUCAUGGACUAUUAGAGGAGGAACGAGAGAGAGCACAGACAAGGCUUUGUUAGCUCUAAGGAGAGGCCAAUUAGGAUAUCUGGAAUCAAAGCCAGACCUAGAAGCUAGGCCACCACAGUGUUUUGUUCACAGUGUUUAGAGGCUGUCUACACACAGAUGUGCAGCUGCAUCCAUGCUGAUGGAGAACUACAGAGAAUAAAAGACAAAGAAGUGCUUAAUUCCUGUUGUUAUAAGAUGACAAAAGUAACUGUACAGAAAACAAAUUUGGUGUAACCUGUUGGUUUGAUGGAAAAGUUCAUAAUAAUUGGAGUCCUCAAGAUUUACUUUUGUAGCAAUGCUCCAAAUGACUGUGUAAAAGAUAGAGUAUCCGUCUCUACCUCCUUACCCUGUACAAAAGUGAAGCCAAAAUACCCUCUGCAUGGAUCCCUCAGCAGUUCAUUAUGUUCAUGGUAUAUUCAUUCACUUGGGGAGCUGUUAUGUCGUCCAUACCUCAUAUGUUUGAUGCAUUUUCCUUUAAGGCAAUUGUGUUUGUGUUUCCUGACACACAGACUCCCAGAUAAUGGAUGGACUGGACUCACAUCUCCAUCACUCAAAGGCAGGCCGGCCAGCUUCUCAACCAUAUCCACAUCUGUCAGCAUGUUCAGACAUGCCACACUCCCCACAAACAGAGAAGUUGAGUUUCAGCCACAUCAGUGGACUGCUUGAACUGGGCAUUAUUUGUUUACCAGGUAUAUGAUAUAAAAUUACCCCAACACUUUAUCAAAAGGUCUCUGCAGGCUGUUUUAUUUCUGUACUUUAGUGAGUAUUUUUCUAUCAAAAUCUUCGGUUUAAGACAUCUGUGGCCACCGUUGAAAAGUGUCCAAAAGGGUUGAAAAUCUUUUACACAGAGUGAGACUGUAUUGGGUUGUUGAUUUAUCUUCACAGUAAAAUCUGUAUCUGUCACAAGAUUGAUCACACACUCACACAUAAAUUAACAAUAUUUCUGCACUCAAAUCUGUUACAUAUUCUGGCUAAAAUGAUCCUCUCACAGUGGGUCAAAGUCUCCACCUAACAUGAAAAGACAAAAGUGUUUGAUCACAAGACUGUCUGUAUGGCAGUCUGCUUCUCACCACCAUUAUGCUCGGAGCUCUUGUGAUAUUCAAUCAACUGCAGCAAUCCAUUUCUGCAAUCAGAGCAGUGCAGAUGUAACUACUCAUGGGUAAUCGUUUUUACUUCAACUUCCUAACUUCACACAGUUCCAUUAAUCACUAUAUUCAUGAUUAAGCAUUUUAAAAAAGAAAAACAUUGAAAUUACAUCUUUGCUCGGAUGGGUUUUGGACAAGUGCUGCAAGAUUGCAUUGAGGAAACAACAUUACAACAAUCAUUUCCACCCUCAAAACAACCCAUUUAUUAAAGUUGUGGGCGAAAAACGCUUUUUCCAACAUGUCAUCAUGAUUGAAUAUUAACCUCAACAAAACUACUAUUAUAUCCAAUCCAUUUUAUUUUAAAUAGCACAAUUUAAGCAAACACAAGGUUUCCAAAGUGCUGCACAGUAAGAUAAAAAUACAAUAAAUAACACAAUGGGAGCACAAUAGAUAAGGUAAAAAUAAAAUGAGAUGAAACACAGCAAAAUCAAAUAAAAACAAAUACAAUAAAAUAAGUGAAGUCAACCUCCUUUGACCUUUGACAACCCAAAACCUCAUGCAACAUUGUCCCUUUUUUUGUCAAUUAUGAACCACUAACAUUUCCUCUGUCAUGUAACCCUUCAGGCAGCAGGGACAAGACUGGCAGGGCAGUGGUGGAGGUCCACGCUGGCAAACAGGAGUGGAAUUCCCCUCUCGUGUCUGCCCAGAGUCUCUGUGAAUUACUGCUCUACUUACACUCCAUACCAAGGUACUGAAAGCAACAAUAAAAACAUAAGAGGAAGAAUAAGAAGAACUUUAUUUAUCCCCAGAAGGGAAAUUCAACAUGGUAUCUCUGUUUUAAAUAUCUGUAACCAAGAUAACGUGAUAGAUCAGAGUCAUAAAAGGAGGAAAGAAUGGUGUCCAUAUCCCAUGAACAGCCUGACUUAUACUGCUAACUUACUGUGUACCUCCCAUGCGUACCGGUUUGCAAUAUGUGAUUUGACCACAAGAGGGCAGCAGAGCACUUUUCAAAAGUUUUUCUAGACCACAGGAAUGUACUCUAUGUAUCAUGCACUUCUACCUUAGACAAAUAGAUUUUAAGGGAAAUUUCAAUGUACAGAUACACACUAAUGAGGAAAAUAUAGUUCAAACAGACUCAAAGUGUUAUAAGCUGAUCAAUUAUUCGCUGGUUCUUACAUUUUAAGAUCGGCUGGCUGUAACAUUGACCCAUGCUGACCCUUCUCCAGAUAAGUUUCAACACUUAGCCCUCAGAGGUCUACUUUAAACACUCAAACAGUUGUUAUUUGUUUAUACUGGGUUUAGUGAGGUCUUUGAAGUUAAAAAAAGGACAUUUCACCAGAUACUCUGGCCUCCUCUUGUCCCCACUAAAGAGCCAUACCACAACAGACUGUAGCCGGGCUGGCUGCCAGCUGUCUGGUAUGUAGCGUCUCACUAGAAUUAGCAGUAACCCAAGAAAAGCCCAUUAAGAGGAGUGUGUGAAGGCAUAAAAGCAUGAGAUAGGAUGUGUGAAGAAAGGUGUGUGGGUGUAAGAGAGAGUGAAAGAAAAGAUAAACACAGAUUUGAGAGGUGGAAUAAGUUCAUAAGCCCAAGGUUUUGGGCUUGAAAGAUGAGAGUGAUGAAGUGUACGUGUUGAAACAAGACUACAAUCGUUGUUUUCAUAGGAAAGAAGUUGGAGAAUUGGGAAUGACAUUGGUCAUUAAUGCCAGGAAGAAGCCUCCCCCACUUCACUUCUACAAAGCUCUGCUGAUGGCCCAGGUUAGACCAAUAAACCUGCAUGCAUCCAAACAGAUGAACACACCAUGAGAGAAAAAACAUGACAAAAAAGAAAGAUCAAUUUAAGUCAGUAUCAGAUUUUAGAAAAACACAGCCACACACUGUACCGACGAUUCAUUCUACUAGAGGUUUUACACUUUAUCUGAGAGGUGCAGUUUUUGAUUGUGAACACAUUGAUUCUUCACAUUCUUUGUCUAGAAAUGAAUUAAACAUAUUUUCAGUUUGACAUGUAAGACUUUCCUUAUUUGGACCUUCAUCUCUCACAACCUGCUUCAGGAGCAAGCUCUCCAUACUGUCCACAGUAUUGUGAUGCUGGUGGAUAAAGACACUUGUCCUCGUCCUGAAAAACAGCCAGGGUUACAGGUAAGAUCAAAAAUGUCAGUUUUUACCUCAACAUCUUUCCUUUUACUUUAACUCAACACGUCAAAACGUUGAUGUUUUCUUGAUGCUUAAAAUGUGCCUUUUCUCUGAAGAUGGACACGGUGACAUCCAUGAAAGCCCUCAACAAGACAGUAGAAACCUGCCAGCUGACCACUGACUUAGGCGGGACCUUCACUUACAGUCAUAGCGACUGGCUGCAGUUUUAUCAGGUAAUAAAGUUGAUUCUGUGUUUACGUCACUGCUGCAGCUGUAGUAUCACAGCACACCCCUACUUUGCUUUACUGCGGAGUUUCCCCAGAACUGCCGUUUAACACGCCCUGAUCAAACAUCCAUCGCCUUUAAGUGAGUCAAGGGAGGAUGUGGUCAUCCCAACAAAGGGGUUUGUUGUAGUGUUCACUGAAAUGGAAAUCACUUGUGGUUGAAAGGGGACUAAUAUUUCACAAGUGGUGAUACAACACUUAUGUCUGAUCAUACAGCCUCAGGAAACCUAAAAAAAAAUUGUGUAGAAGUCAUUCAGAGGUGGUGUUAAAUCAGGCAACGUACCAGGUUUUGUGCACGGUUCGUAUUUGUUUAAAGCUGAUUGAUGUAAUGCCCAAAGAACAUACAGCAUACGGUUAAAAAAACUUAGUCAUCUUUCAGGGCUUUAACCAGUCAGACAAAGGAGGGGAGCUGAAGUCUGCCAUAUGCAGCAUUAGCCAUGUUUACAUGUGCAAAAUUUCUUCAUCCAAUAAAAAAUUUGAGGGAUCAGAUAACCAGAAUCCACUGUUUAUAUGGGCGCAAAGUCAAAUAAUCUGAUCAUGAUGUGCAUAUACGUGCAUCAAGUUUAAUCAGAUUAGAAGCAUUUGGACAUGUGCAGAGUUGUCUGAGUUUGCUAAAACAACAGCAGUAGAAGAAUUGUAUUUACGUCUGUGCUGUCAACAAAUCAACAUCCAAUUCAGGAGUUUCCCCCUGUUAAAUGGUGUCACUAGAUGGCACCCUUGCGUACUUAUUUUACUGUUCUGUCAAAGGUUGCACUGUGCGUGCAGAUGUGACAUCAUUACGCUGCAUGCACACCUUGUUAUGUUACCGGAGGAGCAGACAUGAGACCUGAGGAUGUGUUUAAUGCCAGAGUGUUAAUAAUGAAACAUCCUGUACUGGCCUCAAUAAAUAAGCCAAAGGCUAAAGAGCAAAACCCGAGUCAGGUUCGACGGUCACGGUCAGAAUACGUGUUUACAUGGACACGUUUUGGAAUAUCGAUCGGCAUAAACCACCUCUCCUGAUUGAGAUACAAUUUCUUUCCGAUUGAGCCGAAUUGGAUCAGAAUCUUCCGAUCGACAUGUUUACAUUAGCUUUUUUAUUCUGAUUGGACAUUUAUUCUGAUUAUUUGUGCCCAUGUAAACGCAGCUAGUGAUUGUAAUGUUGAAGCCUAGACCAAAUACACUGGUUGCAGAAUGACUCUGAUGUGUUGUUAUUAAUAAUAAACCAAAAACUAAACUUUUAUUUUUCUGUAUUUGGAACCCUUAGAAUAAAGCAAACUGUAAGAAAUGUAAUCUGUGGUUUAAGAGGGAAUUAUGCAACCUGUAACAAAUAAAUCACAUGGAUUAAAUUUGCACAACCACAGUAAAGACAAAGGGAGGCACUGAUGUACAUCCCAAGAACUCCUGAAGAUUGCUUCAAUCAUCUGUGCUUGUAGUUAUUCUCAGAUAACAAUCAUAUCUCAGUAUAAAUGCUCUCAGGCUGUGAGAAACACCGUCUGUGAUGAUCUCUGUGGUUUACAAACAGCAGACUUUAGGCAUCUCCUCACCUCAAGAGUUCUGGCAUCAUUUCAUUGCAUCAUAUUUUUGUUCACCUCUAAAUCAUACAUUGGCUCAUUUCAGAGGCUGGUUUCUUUCAUGACUGACCUGCGGGGAGCAGACUGCUUGUUGCAGAAGGCCAUCAAAAAAGUGGAUGGCAGCAAAAAGAUUGACUCUGCAGAGGUAACACUUAAACAUUCAGCGUUUGAUGUUGUGUCCUUAGACUAAACCAGGAGAGGUAUGUUGACUUAACUUCGGUUGUAUCGAUUGUAGGAGGUGCAGCAAUGCAUCCGGGAACAGAGGGCCUCAAUGAAAGAGGUGCUAGAGGACGUUCGAUUGGUCACCCUGCAGAGAGAGGGAGGGGCUUUGCUGGCCAGAAUGAAGAAAGAGGAGUUCAGGUUCCCACAGUCUGAAGACUACAGGUAUCACAUCUGAUCUGAGUCUUCAAAUCCUCUGCUUGUUGAGUGAAAACUGCAUUAUAAAUGAGUGUGCAGAUAAAAAAAUCUUAAAUAUGUGAUCACAUUAUGAAGUGUGGAUGCAGUUUUAAGUGAUUGAACUGUAAAACUAGACUGUUAAGUGGAAAAAAACAACAUUGUUGGUGCUUCCAGUAUUCAAGUACAUUUUUAACUCUGUGAAUUCAUUCUUUUCAUGAAGUGUCAUAACUUAUUUCACUAAAAAAGGUAAAGAUAACUUUUUUAUCCCAACACAAAACAUUUAUGGGGUUCAAAUAAAUGCUUAAAAUCAUUUAUCUCAGACCAAUAAUGUAUCUGGGAAUAGACAGACAUAGAAACAUAAACAUGUUAUUUCAUGUUAGACUGAGUUAUGCCCGCAUUUACAUCAAAUCAUCACAUAUUCACAUUAUUUACACUUGAUUGUUUUGCAAUCAGAGCGUUGUGGCAAUACACAUUUAUCAAGGCAACAAGCAGCUGAAAGCAGUGUAUAUCAUGCACUUCAUUUCACAGCUUUAAUUAACCUAUUAGUUCCUCCACAUAUUAAGUUUUUGAGAAAGAAUAGUGUCUCCCCUCCAUUUUGCUACCUGACAUUAAAUAAAAUGAAAGUGUCCUGCAGUCAUGUCUUGUGUUAUUUGUCUAAGUCUCUGUUAAUGUUUGCCACAGAGAUGCUCUGGAGUCAGUGACGAGUCUGUAUAACCAGGUGGAGGAGAAUCUCCACAUGCUGGUGAUGAGAUCAAAUGAGUCUCUGCAGCAGCUGGAGUCCCUCUUCAGACUCAGAGAGACGGAGGCCAGAAUAAGCACGGUAAUAUUAGCCACCACCACUAUAUCUCAAAAUCUAUUAAUGUUAUUGACACUCAGAGCUCGCUAUGCUAUAUUGUAUAACUUCAUAUCACACCUUCUGCAGGCUGGGAUGUGGUUCAGUACUGAGGGUGAACAGAACCUGGAGGACUCUUAUGCAACAUCUGAUACCCUGGCAUGCAGUGAAGAAACCUUCCAGCACUUUGAUCUGUUACUGAAAGACUUCAAGGUAUUAGAGCAGCAUAAUUAAGCAUUUCUACAAACAACAAGUUACUCUUACUGGGAAGUCAGUGUUUAUCUGGUACACCAAAAGUUUCCAUCUGUUUCCGUAAGUUGAAGCUGUGAUAACACAGAAUUUUUUUCCCUUUUUCGUAGGAAAGGCAGCAGCAAGCUUUGACCCUUGUGACGGAGGCAGAUGGAAUUGUUUCCAUGAGUGAUUCCAGUCCUGCAAUAGAUAUUUUUCGCACCCUGAUAAGCACUUUCAAAUCCAAUGUGGAUGAUUUUAUACUGCGAGCAGAGCAGAGAUACAAGGAAUUAGAAAAAGUGGUGCAUGUGCAUCGCUUCUGUGCACAGGUUUGUGCUUGCCACAUGUUUUCACUUAUCAGACGUUCCUUAUUUAAAGGGAUAUUCUGGCAUAAAAUUAAUUUAGGGUCAAACACACCGUAACACCAAGUUAGACACCCCGUCGAGAGAUGAAUGUUGCCGACCGCUUGCUUCUCUAGUUAUACCAACUUUAGUAAUGACCGCAGAUAGCAAUACAGAGAGCCACGCGCUCAACCAAAACGCCACUCUAUAGCCACAAAUAAUGCUCAGAACAGCACCUAACUUUAUAGACAGUACAUAUAGGGUCCCACCCACAGUACUAGCCACCAAACAUCUUUUUAGCUUUGCCUGGUUUCUUUAGCAAAUAGACUCACCCAUCUCUCUCCCAGCAGCCGCUUGUUUGUACUUGUUUGUCCAUCACCAACUGCAGCGGGGUGACGCAGCUCAAGGAAAAACAUUUAUGAUCAUAUCUUCAUGGAAAUCUAAUCAGACCGAGACGCUAAAGCAGAAGAACUACCACGUCUGCAGUGCAAAAUGCUUGAUAUGAUGAUUAUUACUUAAAGGAAAUGAUAAAGUAAUGAUCAUAAAUGUUCUUCCUUGAGCUGCGUCACCCCGCUGCAGUUGGUGAUGGACUUGUCCGAGCUCUGCCUACGAACAAACGGCUGCUGGAAGAGAGUAGGUGAUUUGUGUUUAGUCUCUUUGCCAAAGAAAUCAGACAAAGCUAAAAAGAUUUUUGGUGGUUAGUGCUAUGGCUGGGGCCCUAUAUGUACUGUUGAUGAAGUUAGGUGCUGUUCUGAGCAUUAUUUGUGGCUAUAGAGUGGCUUUUUGGUUGAGCAUGUGGCUCUCAGUAUUGCUAUCAUGCGGUCGUUACUAAAGUUGGUAUAACUAGAGAAGAAAGCGGUCAGCAACAUUCAUCUCUCGAGGGGGUGUCUAACUCAAUGUUACGCUGUGUUUGACCCUAACUUAAUUUUACACCGGAAUGUCCCUUUAAGUGUUUGGUAAAAUGCUAUUUGUGCACAUAUUUCUGACUGAUUUCUGUAAACGUUAAAACUCAAUACGGUCUUAUCCCAUUAUUUCUUUCUGUCUUUGUCUGAAGGCCUCUGCCCUGGCCAAAGAAUGCAGUCAUUUCCUGGAGAAGGUAGAGCAGGGGUGUUACUCUGCUCAGACCCAGAGCACACUCCAGAUGUAUGCGGAGAGAUUAGGUGGUGAAUUCUCCACCCAGCACUUCCAGGCUGUGAAAGCUAAGGCCUGCUCAGUGGGAUCGAGGGCCUCAGGGGUGAUGAGAGUUUGGAAUGUAACCUGGGUCGAGUGCCAAGAAGUCAGGCAGCAUCUAGAGGAGAUGCAGAAGAAAAAGAAGAAGGAAGGCGUAGAUAAGAACCAGAUCCAACAGACCACAGCUGCUAACCUUCAGGAGGAGGAUGGGGGAGCAGGGAAGCCUGAGAGAAGAAGUGAGGUGGGGGAAGAUAAAUGCUCCAUGACCCAACAGCUGGCCCCUCAGAAAGACACAGUCAGUAUCUCAGACAGGGAAGGACUAACUACUACUGCUGAACCCAUCAACCACUGUCUUAAAAAUGACUUAACUGAGAGUGAAAAGGGGGAAUCCACAGGGCUUAAUCCACCUGAAUCACCUGUUAAAAAAGAAGAAAUGUCUCCUGUGUCUUCAAUAAACAGUGACUGUCUCCAAAAAAACAAACACCACAGCGAGGCGGAUCUGAAGAGCACAGACUCGGCUCACUUUCAACCGCACCAGCCUCUGGGUCGGUCCCUGAGUGAGGGUGCAUGUGUGAGCCCACACUUCACGAUUCUCUCUGGCUUUUCACCUUUGAAUGUAAGACACAAACACUGUCAGAUCAGGACUCCACCACUGGAACAGAAUCUGCUGCCACUCCAAAAUCUGCCCAGUUCCCAGAACGAGAGUGUGCAGUCAGGAAACCUGAGCUGGGAGUCAAAAAGAGACAGCAGUGAGGAGGUGGGUGCGGGAUGCACAGACCCUCAGAAAGGCCUGACAAAUGUAAGGACUUCAGAGACAUUAUUCACACCAACAGAGAACAAUGGCGACAGUGUUUUGUGAGUACUUCCCUCUUCUUCUGUCUGCUGUAAUCAAAAGUUAGAUGUGACUGAAAAUCACAUAGGUUAGAGUCAUAAUGGCACCAGCUGAACAAUAAUCCAAACUAACACAUGUAUGAUGUAAAGUUGAGUUUCAUCCCCUUUCACUUUCAAUAAAACCACUGAUUUUAUAUUUUUUAUCUCCACCCUGGGGAACAGGAGACUUGGAAGGAUAAUGGAGGAGCUGCUGUCCACAGAGAGAGAGUAUGUAAAGGCUCUGGGUUAUGUUCGAGAGCACUACUUCCCUGAGCUGGAGAGAGCUGAUGUUCCUCAGGAUCUCAGGGGUCAGAGAGGGAGCAUCUUUGGUAACUUAGAAAAACUCCAUGACUUCCACCGACAUAAUUUUCUUGACGAGUUGGAGAGCUGCAUCAAUGAACCCCUCCGAGUGGGACGCUGCUUUCUGAGACAUGUAGGUGACAGGGUUUGGUUUUAAGAUGUUGGUGGGUCCCUCAAGAGCAAAAUCACAUACCUGUUUUAGAGAUAAGGCAUAGAUGGAUGCUUCACUGAGUAGUUGUUGUUUCCAUGAUAAAACCAGGUUUGGGCUGAAGUCAGCAUAUGCAAUGUGGUUAGUGAUGCACGUUUCCUGUUGCGCUGAGAUAAUAUGGUUAACAAAAGCCCUUCCAGAUGUUUCCCCACUGCAGACUGAUGCUAUGUCUAUGGUUCCCAAAAAAUCAGGGAACAGAUUCAGUAGAAAUAAGUAAAAAGCUAAUCUGAUACAGCUGUGGUGUCUGUGCGACAAAUGUUUUGAUUUAGUAAUAAUCAUGUUGUCUUAAUCUCUAUUUUUGUUCUUUCUAAUCCAGAGGGAGAGCUUUGCUCUGUAUGCCCUUUACAGCAAGAACAAACCACAGUCUGACAGUCUUCUCAUUAAUCACGGACAAGCUUUCUUCAAGGUGGGAACCAUUACCAGACUCUUAUUGUUCCACUUUUUCUUUCUCUUUUACAACUUUACUCUUCUUAAAACCACAUCAUGAAUUUUUCUCAAACAUGGGUGUUUUUUUUUUUUUUUUUUAAAUUCAGACAGGAUCAGAGUCUAAUCUUUAAAAGCAGUAUUUUUUUUAAAGAAGAAUUAGACAAACAAUGAAAAAUAUUGUAAUGAUCCAUAGCAGCUGUUGUCAGUGUCCUAUAUUAUGAUAACAGCUGUGUUGGGCUGGACUGCAACACACCAGAGUAAACCAGCAACGUUAGCAUGGUAACAUGCGGUUUAAAAGCGUAAUGUUAACCGUUUUCAUGUUUCAGUUUCAUCUUUACAAUGUACACAAUGGCCAGGUGGAAAGUUUGUCAAGUGCAUCUGAGGAUGAAUUUUUUUAAGCUUUGCUAAAAAGUUGUUCAAAAAUGAAAGCUGUUGAAAUAAAAGCUUUUAUAUGGGUCACCUCUGACUUUAGGGAGAGAUAAGUUUUUAAGUGACACCUUGUUUUCUUACCUUUUGUUCUGUACAUAAUUUGAAAUCCUAGUGGAAGCCCGCACACCUUCAUAACAGUGCCUUAUUAACUCAGCCUUUGCAUUACUCUGAGCCUUGAAAAGGACAGUGGCUACCAUGGUAAUAACUAAUGGGGAUCUUAAAUUAAAAAAAAAACAUACUCUGAUUGCACCAACAGUGCAUAUCUAGUUGUUUAUGCAUUUAUUCAGUGACUCAACAGGUUAAGUUUAAAGCCAGGGAGCCUGUUUUCAAGUACCACAUCCUCUGUAAGUGUGUGUAACUGCUGAGCUAAACCCACAGCAGUACAUUUGCUGCCCUUCUGCAGAUUAACACUGAGCUCUUUCUUCUCACCCAUCAGCAAAAACAGCAGAAACUAGGGGACAAGAUGGAUCUGUGGUCCUACCUGCUGAAACCUGUGCAGCGGAUCAGUAAGUACAGUCUGCUGCUGCAGGACAUAAUGAGGGAGUGUGGCCCUGGACAAACCAGAGAGAUCACGGAGGUCAAGGCCGCCCUGGAGGUCAUCAAUUUCCAGCUUCGCCAUGGUAACAACCUGCUAGCCAUGGACGCCAUCCGUCAGUGUGAUGUAAGGAGUUUGUUUGCUCAAAUAUUUUCAUAGAAAGGGGGAUUGCAUGUCUUCUGUACUGUUAAUUUACAGCCUGCAGUGCAAAUACACUCUAAAUGUACUGUAGAAAGAUAAGACUUGAAUACUUGCCUCUUGAUGAGCUGAGCGACUCAUGUGGAAUCUGUCCAAUGAUGACGAAAGCAGAGGAGGGAAACAGGUCCAGACAUGACAUCCUUUAUUCAGGGAUGAUGAGUGGAGUGAGGAGUUCAACUCUAAGCAUGCAUAUCUGGACCUGAAUGUUUAUAUUCAUAGUUAUUAAUCUAGGGUAGGAUUACUGGAAAAGAGUAAAGCCAAGUAAUUGAUUCAUCUCUUCUAUGGAACAAAGAGAGGGAGUGAGUGAAACGUUGGUGGACUAAAGCUCCAUAAUCUCCGAAGCUAAGAUAAAGGGAAGGAUGUUUGAAUCUUAAGAAUUUCUAAUGAACUUUAUGGCCUCAAAGAGUAACAAUAAAGUUUAUAAUAUAUGAAAAAGGUGUGUAUUUACUUCCAUUUUCCCACUCACGACUUGUUCUACUUUUGGUCUUUAAAAAAAAUAUCAAGUGGGCUAGCGCACCCCAUGCAUGGGGAUCACGGUCCCCACAGCGGUCGUGGGUUCAAGUCCAGCCCUGACCAUGAGCUGCAUCUCCUCCUCCCCCCUCUCUCUCUAUCUCCUUAUAUUUCUACACUGUCCUAUCCAUAAAGGCAAAAAUUGUCAAAAAAAAAACUUUAAAAAAAUCUUUGCUGAUUUCACUAACUGGCUCAAUCAAACCUUCUGUUCUGACCUGCAGGUGAAUCUGAAGGAGCAGGGUCAAAUCAUACGUCAGGAUGAGUUCUUGGUCACAUUCAGGAAGAAAAAAUGUUUCCGCCAUAUUUUCCUCUUUCAUGAACUUAUCCUCUUCAGCAAGACCAGGAAGACUGAUGUAGGAAACGACACCUACGUCUACAAACAGUCAUUCAAGGUACACCUUUUAUACCACAUACACAGUAUAAUAUUCAGCUCCAUUUAUACAUUUGUAUCAGAAGCGCAAGUGAAUGCAGCAGAAGGAAGCGCCAGUGUUGCUAUCACUUCCUCUUUACAACAUGUUAGUACAUGAUUGCUUUCUCCAUACGUAAGCAGAGUGCAACCGUCAGUUAUUAUAGUCUGAUUAAUCAGAGACUCAUCUGUUGUUUAGAAAAUGUAGUUUUCCAUAGUUUUUAAUCACUUCAAGGAAAGUUUUGAAUCGUGGAGAAUAAACACAGAAGAGCAAACGAGAACAAAAACUGUGAACGCCUUAGAUAACCUUUGAACAGCAGUUUUUAACUAUUGCAAUGAUGACGAUUUUUAUGUAGGACUAAAUUGUUUUUUGCUCAAUGCUUACUGUACAUCUUCUGACCUUCGCUCUGUUUUGUUGGCUCUUUGAUGCUCAGUAAUACUUCACACUCCACUGUGAAAAAUACUGUUUUUUAUCACCAGUGUGUUUUAACUGUUUGUGUUUGUCUUUUCUUACACUCAGACGUCAGAUAUAGGCAUGACCCAAAAUAGUGGUGACAGCGGCCUGUGCUUUGAGAUCUGGUUCAGGAAGAGGAAAACACAGGACACGUAUACACUUCAAGCAGUUAGCCGAGAAGUGAAGGAAGCCUGGACCAAGGACCUGGAGAGGAUCCUGUGGGAGCAGGCAGUACACAACAGAGGUGAAAAAAAAAAGGCUCAAACAAUCCAGACAGGUUACAAAUGACUUCUCAACUAAUACAGUGACACAUAUAAAUGGUUUUAAGGUAUACAGACUCAUAUCCACUAACAUUUACUUUUCUGUGAAGAUACUAAUUUAAAGGUUUGUUUAAAAGAAGCUCACUAAUCUAGCCUACUGUGAUUAAAACUGUCAACAUUUACAGUGUCCUUAUCUGCAGAUAUGAAUAUUUGUAAUAAUUCUUGCAAACACAGAAUAACAGUAGAUAGAAGAAGCUUCUGUUUGAUAUAACAAAUGCAAAAUCAACAUAAGCAGAUCUGUCAGGAGAAUAGAGAUAUUUAUCUGUGAUACAAACAUCCCUUUUCCUCCCCAGAGCCAGCUGCUGUUACUUAACCCGUGUACUGUUUACAUUUUUAAAAUGUAAAGCAUUUCAAGCUAAAGAUUCAGUAUGUGCUUUCAGAGGUGCGUAUGCAGGAGAGAGUGUUCAUGGGUAUCGGAAACAAGCCUUUCAUGGAUAUCCAGCCAAGUGAUGCAGCUAUCCACGACAGAGCGGUCAACUGUGUGCUGAUUGGAAGAGGUAAAACAGGUUUAGUUCAUUAUUCAUCACUUUUAUUGUUGAUUGCACUUUUUUUUUAACCCACUCACACCUUGUUUCUCCAGAAAACAAGAUGCAGCCUUCUGUAGGACCAUGUGGUCCACAAGACGGGCCACUCGGAGGGAGGCCGAAAUCUGUUGGUUCAGGGAGCUGCUCAUCCUCCUCCUCUUCCUCAGGGAGAGGUUCCCUGUCCCCUGUGGGCUACCUGUGUGGGCCAAAACGUAGAGUCGUCUCAGGAGGUCUUGGAGGAUACGUUUCAUCUCCAGGAGUUUUGGAGGAAGAUGACCUAGACCAUGAGAGUGGGAGUCAAAACUUGUUGUGUGAGUUUCGUUCGCUCAGCAGUACAUGUGUGCUUUAUGAUUACAGGAUUAUUCAGAAUUGAUCACAAAUAAACCUGACAUAUUGGAUGCAAACCCUCACCCAGUGACCCAACAUACCCACCACACAGUGUCAUUAAAGGCCCUUUUACAACUUCACUGGGGAUGCUGAGUUUUAUUGUCCUCUCUGCUGGGGUCAAAGGUCAGAGGUCCAGGCCACAGUUUUUUUUUUAAAAGGCCAAGGCUAUUUAAACUGAGACUUUAUUUUUGAACCUUGACAGUCCAUAAUCAAAUGUUUUCUGUGUCUCAGUGGACAGCUCUGAGUCAUCAGGAGAGAGUGUGAGUGGCUUCAGCAGCUCCAGCCACAGCUUUCACUCUGCUGUAGGAGGCGAGGUGGAGGACGCUUCCUCACUCUGUGCCUCUGCAAUCCCUGCCAAGGAGGCAGCGGCUCCUGCAGCUGAAGUUGUCCAGAAAACAACUGCUCUGGCAGGAUCCCCAGAAAAAACCCAACCACCAGUUGCAUCCAAACCUAAACCACAACACCAGACCAAGGAAGUGCCCUGUGGCAAGGUAUAAUAAGAAGUGCACAACCAUUAAAUAUGAGGUUGUUUUAUGGUUAAAAACAUCAGAAAGGCACUCAGACUCAUACUUGAUAUACCACAGAUUAAAAAAAUGUGUUUUUUUAACUGAUUGAUCAGCUGCUGUGUCUUAAUAUUGUAUUGAUAAUGUUCUUUGAAUAUUUCAGGGUCCGAAUGUCAGUGUUGGAAAAUCCACCGAAGUUUAAACUGUGAGAUACGGUACAACGUGAGUUGAAAAUGUUCAGAGUCCAGUAUUUAACUAGCAGCCAUGUUGUUAUGUGCAGGAAUAUGGCUACAAUACAUCAUAUUUAGAAAAGCCCCCUGUACCUAAGGUGUUAAACUUGUCUUUACAUUUUAUAGCACUCCUAAAAUUUAAUAUUAAGAAAAAAAAAGCACAAUCACCAAGGAUUAAUACAAAUGAAUGAUUGUACAGAAGUUAUUAUAUUGCUAUCACACUUUUACAAAUGUGUAAAUAAGUAAUCUUUUGCUGAAUGUAAAUUUAAAUCUGUCAAUUUCUUACAGCAUUCAAGGCCUGCAAAAAAUGUCGAGAGCAGUCUGUUGGUGCCAGCACUGAGGAUCUAAACAUGCCUGCUAUCAUACCAGCUGUUACUGUAAUCCAUUACCACUCUGUAAAUAGAUCAUCUUUUUAAUCCCACCACAUAAACAAUAGGUCAGACACAUUUCUAUAAAUGUACUGUACUUUGAAGUUAAACUUGUGUUUAAAAUGUAUACCUGACAUUGCUUGAUGUAAAGGACUUUGUAGCUCAUGCAAAAGAUCAUUGACACAACAGACUGCGCUUGCCUCUUAGCUCAUAUUAAAAUGCUAGAUUUUGAAUGUGGUUAUAGACUGGUGCUUCAUAAUCCUGGCUAAGUAAAACCAUCAUACAUUAACACUAAUACCUGGUUGCAGAGGAGUUUUGAAUUUUUUUAUACAGCCAAUAAUCACAAUAACACUAUGUAUUAUGUCUUAUUGCCUUUUGUACAGAUUUGUAAAACCUAAUUGCAGCAUAUGUCUAACUUAAGUCCUCUAAAAUGAAAGACCUUUUCAAUUGACCAUUUUUGUAUAAAUUAAUAAAUUGCUGUAAUCCAGAUACUGAUCUUUGUAACAGCUGUACGAGUUUCUCUUUAAGAUACAGAAAAUUUGCAGUGAUGAUGAAUAUGUCGACUUUGCUUUCUACCACAAUGUGUUUUAUCUGCAAUAAACUCAACCAACAGUCUUGGAGUCAGAUCAGACAUUUACAAACUAAAAUACUGGUGGCUUAUCUUUGCCUUUAAUAUGUAUUUGCAGACAAAGAAAAAAAUAAAGUAAAUGAAAUAUC
Molecule: messenger RNA, 30502 nt
Organism: Xyrichtys novacula (pearly razorfish)
Lineage: Eukaryota; Metazoa; Chordata; Actinopteri; Labriformes; Labridae
Source: the annotation of a GenBank genome assembly